AUGGAUGCAGAAAUGUUUAAUCAAACUGAAGAAAAAGUGUAAAACAUAAAUGAUUUGGAAUUAAUUGACACAAGUUCAAGGUUCAUAUAAAAUGAUCAACUAUUCUAGCAAGACACUGAUAAGAUUGAGGAAGAAAAUCAACUUGAUUAGACAGAUGAUUAAUUAUUUAAAGAUGAUACUCAUUAUGACUCUCGCAGAAAAUCAGCUCCAUCUUAAUUGAAGAUAAAAACCAGACGUUAAUCGAAGGGAAUAGUUUACUUUAACAGAAAAAAGCCCACUAUAGAGAUUACUAUUGGUUCUUUGGAGGAAUGGUAUAUCGAAAAUCAGUUUAGAUUCAAACGAAGGAAGAUGAAUACAUUUACUGAAGGAGAAGAUUAAAAAGAAGAAUAUUUUGAUUUAGAGGAGACAAGGAGUAAGCUUAACAAGAGCUAUCUGUAUGAAAAUUGGUAAGAAGAUUUCGAGAAAGAGAGGAAAAAAUUAGAGUCUAGAAACAAGAAGCGUAAAAGAUCUAACAGUAGUAGAUCAAGAAGUAAGAGUCCUACUCCUGUUUCCAAGAAAGAUGAUUUCUAAAUUCAGGUUAAUCAGAAUGUAGUUCAACGAAGGGGUUCAGUUAAAGGGGGCAGCUUAAAAGGCUCUAUCAAAGGAGAUUUGUCAAAUAGCUCAUAAAUAGACUCUGAAGAGGAGGAUCGCAGAGAGGCUGAAAAGAUAAAAGUAGAUAUACUAGAUGAACUCAACAAAAAAGAUGAACCUAUGGAAAGCUAGUAAUUAUCAACUAAUCUAAAGUAUGCAUAGAAAUAUAUCGAGGAGGCACUAAAAUGCCUGUUUGAUAAUUAACUUGUGAAGAAAAAAGAUAUUGGCAAAAAAUCAUAUUACAUUGCUGUAAAUCAAGAGAGCUAUUUGCAGUUCAUAUAAAAUAAAGACUUGAUCAAAGAGAAAAUAUAAGAAAUCAGAGAUGUUGAGAUGUAAGAAUAGACAAUUGAUAGUGAGCUUAAUAAACUUGAGAAGCAAAUUAAAGACCUAAAACUCAAACCAACAUCUGAGCAGAUUAGACAAGAAAUUAUAGCAAUAAUGAUGGAGGAGAGACUAUAAAAGAUAGUUCAUAUCUAUAAAAAGCGAAAGGACUGUUGCGAGGACAUGCUUGAUUAUUUUUCAGAACAUUUAAAUGAAGAUAUUGAUUAGAUAAUGAGGAAAUGUGGAAUAGAUCCAGCUGAUAGGAUUAUAUCAGAGGAUUUGGCUGAAAUUCUAGGUAUACAGUUACAAAGAGAUAACCUUUCAUCUGAUUACUAAGAAGAGCAAUCUUAGAGUAAAACCAAAAAGAGCAGAGAAAGUGUUCAAGAUGAAGUUUAAAAUGAAGAAAACAUUGAUAAUGAAUGA
This is a messenger RNA of Stylonychia lemnae, 1374 nucleotides long. Lineage: Eukaryota; Ciliophora; Spirotrichea; Sporadotrichida; Oxytrichidae. The record is from the annotation of a GenBank genome assembly.